This is a messenger RNA of Tarenaya hassleriana, 2197 nucleotides long. RefSeq names its product pentatricopeptide repeat-containing protein At2g22070-like. Gene Ontology annotation, biological process: RNA modification. Lineage: Eukaryota; Viridiplantae; Streptophyta; Magnoliopsida; Brassicales; Cleomaceae. The transcript is spliced from 2 exons. Bases 1211 to 1927 code for a protein of 238 amino acids. The record is from RefSeq and is a predicted model, not a curated record. Gene Ontology annotation, molecular function: zinc ion binding; RNA binding; protein binding.
UCCAAGGGAUCGCCUGAUUUCCGAGAAGCUUUGCCUAUGAUAAAAGAAAGCACGAAGGUCGAGUCUUCGUUUUAUGUCCCUCUCCUACAGGAAUGCAUAGACCAGGUUUCACUUUCCAACGCUGAAGCAGUUCAUGCCCACAUCAUGAAAUCCGGUACCCAUCAAGAUCUAUUCAUUUCGACUUCUCUUGUGAACGUUUACGGGAAAUGUGGAUCCAUGGAAAACGCACAGAAAGUAUUUGAUUCCAUGCUGAGAAGAAAUGUUGUCGCAUGGACGGCGCUGGUAACGGGUUAUGUUCAGAAUUCCCAACCAGAGACCGCGAUCAGUGUGUUUCAGGAUCUGCUCAAAGGAUUGAAGAUGAAACAAGCGUCGGAAACUCGCUUUGCAGCCUAUACUCGAGCCAUGGCCACUUGGAUUCUGCUGCCACUGCGUUUCAGAAGAUCUGGGAAAAGAAUGUGGUUUCAUGGACUGCAGUGAUCUCUGCCUGCGGAAGAAAUGGCAAAUCUCUAAAAGGAUUGAGAUUAUUUCUCGAAAUGUUGGCCGAGGGAGUUGCACCUAACGAGUUCACAGUCACCGUCGUGUUGAGCUUGUGCUGCACCAUGUCAUAUCUUGGCAUAGGAUCGCAGCUGCAAUCACUGAGUACGAAACUCAGAUUCGACUCGAACUUACGGGUUAAAAACUCGCUCAUGUAUCUAUACCUGAAAUGCGGAUUGACGAUGGAGGCCGAGAAGCUCUUUGAUGGAAUCGGUUCAGCUAGCUUAGUGACAUGGAAUGCUCUAAUCGCAGGCCAUGCCCGGAUAAUGGAAACUAGUGACGAUGAUCUCUCGACACAUGGAAGCGGAACUGAGGCUUUGAGGAUAUUCCUAAACCUACAACGUUCGGAUUUGAGACCCGAUCUGUAUACAUUUUCAAGAGCAGAUCCAUUCUCAAGCGAUUAAAACCGGGUUUUUGUCAGAAGUAGUUGUGGGAACGGCUCUGGUGAACAUGUACAAUAGGUGCGGAAGCAUAGAAAAUGCGAGUAAAGCCUUCACAGAGAUGUCAACGAAGACAUUGAUAUCUUGGACGUCAAUGAUUUCGGGAUUGGCAAGCCGUGGGAAAUCCAAUAGAGCGUUAAAACUGUUCGACGAGAUGAGAAAGAAUGGAGUUACACCGAAUGAGAUAACCUUCACGGGCGUUUUAUCGGCUUGGACAUUACGGAUGUAUCAUUGAAAUGUUCGUUAGAUCGGGUCGGAUAGAAGAAGCCCUUGAAUUCAUCAACUCCAUGAAUCUCCAACCGAACGAGUACAUUUGGUCGGUAAUUCUCGUUGGUUGCAGAGCUCAAGGAAAUACGGAACUAGCUUUUCAUGCAGCUGAGGAGCUUCUCAAACUCAAACCGAAAGAGCCCGAAACGUACGCCUUGUUAUUGAACACAUAUUUAUCGGCCGAAAAGCUUGAAGAGGUCUCGAGAUUGGAGGCACUGAUCAACGAUGAGAACGUCGCAACGAAAGAGAAUUGGAGUUGGAUCACCGUCAAAGACAAGGUUCAUUCGUUCAGACCCGAUGAUCGGACGCAUUCUCGGAGCGAGGAGAUAUACAAAUGCUUAGAGAAGGCCCAGACGAAUGGACCCGAGAUUCAGCGGGUAAAUGAGCUAGAGACAGUCGAAGGCGAGAACGAGAGGAAGAUCUCCACUUCUGCCGUCGUAUAUGACAGCGAGAAGUUGGCUCUCGGGUUAGGACUGUUAUCCACACCAGAGGCUGCGGUAAUAAGGAUCGUGAAAAGCGUGAACAUGUGCAGUGAUAGCCAUAGUUUUAUGAAGAUGGUGUCGAUGCUUACUGGUAGAACCAUCGUUAUCCGAGACAGCAAACGGCUUCACAGAUUCGUAGACGGGCAUUGCUCGUGCGGGGAAACGUUCGUCUCCAUUUUUCUGCGGAAUUUGAAAGCCAUGUAACCAGACAAAGAACUGUUUAAAGUGUUAGCACAUAAGAAGAGCUGAGAAGUUACACAGCAAAAGGAGAAACACUUCAUUUCUUCUUCAUCAAAACAGGUCAGUUCUAUUAAAAGAAAAACUCCCAUUGUGUAUCCAUUCAACACUCUUGUACGUUUUCAUUCUAACAUUACCAGUAAGUAAAUGCAGAAGGGGAAAGGAAAAUUUACGUGUAUGCAAAAAGGGUUUAGGGUUCAGGACCAAACAAGAAAUGCCAACACAUGCUUUCGGUUU